AUGAGGCUCGCAGGCCAUCCCGUUUCCAUCCCCAAAGAGAGUCUUUUGAAAUUGGACUCUGAACUACUCAUCGAAAUCCUUAACCUUUGUCCAUCAGUACAACUAACAGGAACAAAGCUGGUAUGUGGAGAAGGUGGUUGUGGAGCUUGUACUGUGAUGAUCUCAAAAUAUAAUCCUACUGACCAGAACAUACAUCAUUAUUCUGUCAAUGCUUGUUUGAUGCCUGUUUGUUCAGUCCAUGGAUUAGCUGUUACUACUACAGAAGGUAUAGGAAGUUUAAAAACAAGACUACAUCCAGUUCAGGAACAAAUAGCCAAAUCUCAUGGAUCACAAUGUGGUUUCUGUACACCGGGUAUGGUGAUGUCCAUGUAUGCUUUAUUAAGAAACAACCCACAACCAACUAUGAAAGAAAUAGAGAAGAAUCUGGAAGGUAAUUUAUGUCGAUGCACAGGAUACAGACCUAUAUUGGAUGGUUACAGGGCAUUCUCUAAGGAAGACACAAUUAUUCUCAAAAUGAACCUCUAUAAUACUACCAUUUAUACACCAAUAUAUGAUCCAAGUCAGGAACCCAUUUUCCCUCCAGAUCUCAAGGUAAAUCACAAGAAAUACCACGAAGAAUAUUUGGUGUAUGAAAAAGAUGGUAUAAAAUGGUACAGACCAGUCACUUUAUCCCAAAUUUUAGAUCUGAAAUAUCAGUUUCCACAAGCUAAAAUAAUAGUUGGAAAUACUGAAGUUGGCAUUGAAACAACAUUUAAGAAUAUGAAAUAUCCAGUCUUGAUCAACGCAGCCGAUAUUCCCAAAUUAACAGAGAUACAAAUUACAGAGACUGGUAUCAAAUUUGGUGCCUCCGUAACUCUGUCCAAGAUAGAGGAAGUACUCCAGGCUGCAGUUGACAAUAAAAAAGAGGAGAAAAUAAGAGGAUUUGUAGCCAUCAUAGAUAUUUUGAAAUGGUUUGCUGGAAAACAGAUCAGGAAUGCUGCGGCUAUCGGUGGUAACAUAAUGACAGCCAGUCCAAUAUCAGAUCUUAAUCCUAUAUUUCAAGCUUGUGGUGUUGUAUUACAUGUUCAAUGUAAAGGAGGCAAACAACGAAAUGUUCCAAUGGAUGAAAAUUUCUUUACCGGCUACAGGAAAACGCAGGUUCAAACAAGUGAACUAUUACUUGCUUUAACAAUUCCUUUCUCCACGAAGAAUGAGUAUAUCCAGAGUUAUAAACAAUCCAUUAGAAAAGAUGAUGAUAUAGCUAUAGUUAAUUCUGGCAUGAGAGUUGUAUUUAAAGAUCAAAGUGAUAUUAUAGAAGAUCUAUAUUUAUCAUACGGUGGUAUGGCACCUACUACUGUCAUGGCUAAACAGACAAUGAUGCAGCUGAAAGGAAGAAAAUGGAAUGAAGAAGUUGUAAAAAUAGCCUGUGAAUAUUUAGAGAAAGAUUUACCAUUGUCUCAUGAUGCACCUGGUGGUACAGUGGAAUUUAGACGAACUCUUACUACAAGUUUCUUCUUUAAAUUCUAUCUAAGUGUAGCACAGCAGUUAGCUGUAAAGAAUACAUCGUAUUUUCAGGGCAUCAUAAGAAAUGGCGUAUCAAAGGCAGACAUAAGUGCUACAGUUAAUCCUGAACACGAAGUGAGUCGUGGAACUCAAAUCUACGAUUUGAUUGAUCCAGAGAACAAAUCAGAACAUGGUUUGUGGAAGCCACUGGUUCAUUCCACAGCUUACCAACAAGCAACCGGAGAAGCGGUUUACAUGGAUGAUAUGCGAACUCUUAAAGGAGAAUUAUCAAUAGUACCAAUCUACAGUGCAAAAGCACAUGCUAAUAUUACCAAGAUGCAUGUGGAGGACGCUUUAGCUGUCCCUGGUGUUAAAGGGUACAUUGAUUAUACAGACGUUAAAGGGUCCAACCAUUUAUGGUUAUCAGAUGAGAAGCUCUUUGCCGAGAAAAAGGUCGAGACAGAAGGAGCUGUAAUAGGAUGUAUAGUUGCAGAUUCUCACGAAAUUGCUAUAAAAGCCAGGAGACUGGUAAAGAUAGAAUAUGAGGAACAUCCAGCUAUUAUUUCUAUUCAGGAUGCUAUUGAUAAUAAUUCAUUUUUGAGGAAACCCACAACUGUCCAAUGUGGUGAUAUCGAGAACGAAUUCAAAAACUGCAAAAACAUCCUGGAAGGUGAAGUAUAUAUGGGUGCACAGGAACAGUUUUAUUUUGAAACGCAGUCUGCUAUAGCCAUACCGAAAGAAAAUGAUGAAAUGGAUGUGUAUUCCUCCACACAAUGUCCUACCGCUAUACAGGCGUCGAUUGCCGAUAUUAUUGGUGUUCCUUCCCACAAAGUGAGAUGCCUGCUCAAAAGAAUAGGCGGUGGCUUUGGUGGAAAAGAGACGCAAUGCGUAAAUGCUGUUGGAAUGGCUGCUACAGCUGGUAUUAAGUUCAAUUGUCCAGUGCGUUGUGUAUUAGAUAGAGAAGAUGAUAUGGUCACAACUGGAACCAGACAUCCUAUUUUGGCUAAAUAUAAGGUCGGAUUUUCAGAAGAUGGCAGACUACAUUGCUUGGAUAUCAACACAUAUUUCAAUUGUGGUGAUUCUCUAGAUCUUUCGGAACACGUGAUGAUGGUUGUACUAAACAAGGGCAAUAACUGUUACAAUAUUCCAAACUUCCGAACAACUGGUCAUCUAUGUAAAACAAAUAUCAGAUCUAACACAGCUUUCAGAGGGUUUGGUCUUCCACAAGGAGUAUUUACCACUGAAACAGUGAUGCAACAUAUAGUUGAAUCCCAGGAUUGGGAUCCAUUAAAGAUUCGACAACUAAAUUUCUUUAAAGAAGGGGAUAGAGCACAUAUUAAUCAAAUUAUCAAGGGUUGUCAUGUUCAAGAUUGUUGGGAUGACUGUUUGAAACAGAGUAACUACAAAGAAAGAGAACAAGAAGUCAAAAGAUUUAAUAGAGAAAAUCGUUGGCGGAAGAGGGGUAUAUUUAUAAUGCCAAUGCAAUUUGGAAUUGGUUUCGGGAGAAUGAGCAUGAACCAGGGUGGGGCAUUCGUCAGUAUAUAUACUGAUGGUUCAGUCUUGCUGGCUCACGGUGGAGUUGAAAUGGGACAAGGUAUCAACGUGAAAAUGAUUCAGGUAGCAAGUGGUACACUUGGAAUACCAACUAACAAGAUCCAUAUUAUAGAAACAGGAACGAACACAGUCCCGAAUACUAGUGCCACAGCAGCUAGUACCGGUACAGAUCUGAAUGGAAUGGCAGUU
This is a messenger RNA of Lottia gigantea (owl limpet), 3225 nucleotides long. RefSeq lists its product as hypothetical. The record is from RefSeq and is a predicted model, not a curated record. The transcript is spliced from 26 exons. Lineage: Eukaryota; Metazoa; Mollusca; Gastropoda; Lottiidae. Gene Ontology annotation, molecular function: 2 iron, 2 sulfur cluster binding; FAD binding; iron ion binding. The annotation marks the transcript as partial.